Messenger RNA from Saccharomyces kudriavzevii IFO 1802, 525 nucleotides. It is a transcript of the gene HMLALPHA1, whose product is annotated as transcriptional co-activator mating type protein alpha. The coding region runs from base 1 to 525 and encodes 174 amino acids. The transcript has a single exon. The record is from RefSeq and is a predicted model, not a curated record. Gene Ontology annotation, biological process: positive regulation of mating-type specific transcription, DNA-templated. Gene Ontology annotation, cellular component: nucleus. NCBI's taxonomy places the organism in Eukaryota, Fungi, Ascomycota, Saccharomycetes, Saccharomycetales, Saccharomycetaceae. Gene Ontology annotation, molecular function: DNA binding, bending.
AUGUUCACUUCUAAGCCUGCUUUCAGAAUCAAGAAGAAGACCUCCAAAUCAUAUAGAAAAACAGUUAUUUCAAAAGUGGAAGGUAAUGGCAUAGUGAAACGAAUAAGUCCAAGUUGUUUCAAUGUUAUCCGGCCACUUAAGAAGGAUAUUCAAAUUCCUGCACCUGCAUCUCGAUUUUUAAAAAAGAUUCAAAUACAUAGAAUAUCAUCUGGAAACCAAACCACUCAAUGUCGACAGUUGAGUAAAGCUUCCAUAAAAUCAUCAAAGAAGCAUAUAAACUCUUUUAUGGCAUUUAGAGCUUACUAUUCUCAGUUUGGCUCCGGUGUCAAGCAAAAUAUCUUGUCUUCUUUACUUUCUGAAGAAUGGCACGCGGACAAAAUGCAGCACGGAAUAUGGGACUACUUCGCGCAACAGUAUAAUUUUAUAAACCCUGGUUUUGGUUUUGUAGAGUGGUUGACGAAUAAUUAUGCUGAAGUACGUGGUGACGGAUAUUGGGAAGAUGUGUUUGUACAUUUGGCCUUAUAG